Messenger RNA from Aspergillus tanneri, 1716 nucleotides. RefSeq names its product 45 kDa subunit of RNA polymerase II (gene RPB3). Bases 1 to 1716 code for a protein of 571 amino acids. The record is from RefSeq and is a predicted model, not a curated record. The transcript has 5 exons. Gene Ontology annotation, cellular component: RNA polymerase II, core complex. Lineage: Eukaryota; Fungi; Ascomycota; Eurotiomycetes; Eurotiales; Aspergillaceae. Gene Ontology annotation, molecular function: protein dimerization activity; DNA binding; pyrophosphatase activity. Gene Ontology annotation, biological process: DNA-templated transcription.
AUGAUGGAUCAGACCCGGUCAAUGGAGUCCCGAACAGGGCGAAAGAACCAACGUUACGGAUCGAAAGGCGAACGGCUUGUGGCUGGCGUGGUCCCACUGUCCGCUGAUAAGACGAAAGUCCUCAUGAUCCAGUCUGCCGGUCGAGGCGGCUGGGUGCUUCCUAAGGGUGGAUGGGAGACAGAUGAGGCGAGUGCCCAAGUGGCUGCUUGCAGAGAGGCCUGGGAAGAGGCCGGUGUAAUCUGCACGGUGCAUCAAGAUCUGGGCAUGAUCCCAGAUAUGCGGCCAUCCACGCUAUUGACGGCGCAUGCGCCGAAAGCUUCGUAUCAGUUUUUUGAGGUCACCGUGGACCGCGAAGAAGACCAGUGGCCAGAGAUGCACAAACGGAAACGUCAAUGGGUCAGCUACGCACAAGCUGCUGCGGCUCUUGCAAGCCGUCCAGAGCUCCUGGAGGCAUUGAACCGCAGUUCAAGAUAUAUCCCGAUCGGGCAAAGCGCGGCUGCAGCCAAACUUCAACCUUCACCUCCGACUCUCUUCCUACAAGUUCAUCACCUCCCUCGCUCCCUUUCGCCGCCUCAUCUUGAACUACUUAACUCGGUAUUCGAUCCUCCUGUCUUUCUCGUUUAUCACUCGCAUCGACGCAGAUUUUUCUCCUAUCCGAGCUCCGAAGUUGGCAGCCCGUUGUGCUGCCUCAACGCCGCCAUGGAUUAUGAAAUGGACAUCGAGCCCACAGGGCCACAAGUGACAGUGCGAGAGGCGGAACCCUACCGCGUUGACUUCAAACUCAGCUCCGUCGACCUGGCCUUCGCCAACUCCCUCCGCCGAACCAUGCUCGCUGAAGUCCCCACAAUGGCCAUCGACCUUGUCGAAGUCGAAAAGAACACAUCCGUCCUCCCUGACGAAUUCCUCGCCCACCGACUCGGCCUCAUCCCCCUGAACUCCAAACACUGCGACCAGGACAUCGAGUACACCCGCGACUGCGAAUGCGAGGACCACUGUUCACGCUGCAGCGUCACCCUGUCGUUGCACGCGCGCUGCACCGGCGACGACAUUAUGCACGUGUACGCGCGCGAUCUGGUCGUCAGCAGUGAGCGCGCCAACGAAUGGGUCGGAAACCCGGUCAUCACGGACCCCCAGGGCCACGGUCCGUUGAUCUGUAAACUGCGUCGGGGCCAGGAACUUAAGAUGAACUGUAUCGCGAAGAAGGGCAUCGCCAAGGAACAUGCCAAGUGGGCGCCUACUGCGGCGAUUGGGUUCGAAUAUGACCCGCACAAUAAUCUACGACAUGUAGAUUAUUGGUAUGAGGAGGAUCCUGUGAAGGAAUGGCCCGUCUCUCAGAACGCUGCAUGGGAGCACGCCGCUCCCCCCGAUCAACCCUUCGACUACGACGCCCAGCCCAACAACUUUUACCUCGACGUCGAAAGUAUCGGCAACCUGGACCCGGAUACGAUCAUCCAGCAGGGUAUCACGGUCCUGCAGCGGAAACUCGCGUCCGUGAUUUCCUCGCUCUCCGGCUCCGGCGACGGUGAUCGCAAUGGCAUGAUAGGCGUCGAGGACGAGGAUAUGAUGGGUGUGCGCAGUCCGGAUGCCUAUGAACCUCCGGAGGGUAUCGACGGGGGAUUCACGGCCUACGCCAACGGCAGCACCAGUGCCUGGGGAGCCAGCGCCGCUACUCCAUACGGGGCGACCCCCUACGGAGGCGGUGGAUAUGGCUUUUAA